Molecule: messenger RNA, 1799 nt
Organism: Sinocyclocheilus grahami
Lineage: Eukaryota; Metazoa; Chordata; Actinopteri; Cypriniformes; Cyprinidae
Gene: slc1a2a
Product: solute carrier family 1 member 2a
Exons: 10
Coding region: 11-1609 (532 amino acids)
Biological process (GO): L-aspartate transmembrane transport; L-glutamate import across plasma membrane
Cellular component (GO): plasma membrane
Molecular function (GO): neutral L-amino acid transmembrane transporter activity; glutamate:sodium symporter activity; L-glutamate transmembrane transporter activity
Source: RefSeq, a predicted model, not a curated record
UGCCAACAAAAUGCAGAAGCAAGUGGAAAUCAGAAUGCAUGAGAAUCAUCUGGACCCUCCUUCACCACCUGAAGAGUCCAUGUGUGGAGGCUGCUGUGACAAAAUCAUGAAGAAUCUGAUACUCAUGCUCACAAUUCUUGGUGUGAUCAUUGGUUCAGUAGCUGGUAUUCUACUGCGGUAUGCAUCCCCACUCCCUCCUGAUGUCAUUAUGGUCAUUGCCUUCCCGGGUGACAUUCUCAUGAGGAUGUUAAAAAUGGUGAUUUUGCCUCUGAUCAUCUCAAGUUUGAUCACAGGAUUAGCAGGGUUGGAUGCCAAGUCCAGUGGUCGUCUAGGCACAAGGGCCAUGGUGUAUUACAUGUCUACCACCAUCAUUGCAGCUAUGUUGGGGGUGAUCUUAGUGCUCCUCAUCCACCCUGGUAACCCCAAACUGAAGGCAAACCUCGGUGAGGGGAAAAAAAACGAUGAAGUGUCCAGUUUAGAUGCCUUCUUUGAUCUCAUCAGAAAUCUGUUUCCAGAAAAUCUCGUUCAGGCUUGUUUUCAGCAGAUCCAGACUGUUAGUAGCAAGGUAGAAGUAGGUCCUCCUCCACAUCCAAAUCGGUUUGGACGAAAUGCAACCAAGAGCGCAGCAAAAUAUGUGAUUAAGAAGUCUCUUCAAUUCAAGAGUGGCAUGAAUGUUUUAGGUCUCAUUGGGUUCUUUGUGGCAUUCGGGAUUUGCAUGGGAAAGAUGGGAGAAAGGGCCAAGCUGAUGCUUGAGUUCUUCAACGUUCUCAACGAGAUCGUUAUGAAGCUUGUCGGCAUGAUCAUGUGGUAUUCCCCCAUUGGUAUUGCGUGUUUGAUCUGUGGCAAGAUCAUUUCAAUUAAUGAUUUGGAAAUGGUGGCCAAGCAGCUGGGAAUGUACAUGGUCACUGUCAUCGUUGGACUUAUUAUUCACGGAGGGAUUUUCCUUCCCUUAAUAUAUUUUAUUUUUGUUCGGAAAAACCCAUUCACGUUCUUCAUGGGAAUUUUCCAGGCAUGGGUCACCGCUUUAGGAACAGCUUCAAGUGCUGGGACAUUACCUGUUACUUUCCGCUGUCUGGAGGAAAAUCUGGGCAUCGACAAGAGAGUGACUCGUUUUGUAUUACCUGUUGGAGCAACAAUCAACAUGGAUGGUACAGCACUUUACGAGGCUGUAGCGGCCAUCUUUAUUGCCCAGAUGAAUGGAAUAGAACUUGAUCCUGGUCAGAUUGUGACAGUGAGCCUUACGGCGACUCUCGCUAGCGUAGGAGCAGCAAGUAUUCCCAGUGCUGGCCUGGUGACGAUGCUUCUGAUCUUGACAGCUGUGGGUCUACCGACUCAAGACAUCAGUUUGCUGGUAGCAGUCGACUGGCUGCUUGAUCGUUUCCGAACAUCAGUCAAUGUCGUUGGUGACUCGUACGGGGCGGGAAUCGUGUACCACCUCUCCAAAGAUGAGCUUGACCUGUUCGAUGCACAGCAGAUAAGGCCAGAUGACUUUGAGAUGGCCAAGACACAAUCCUUUUUUGAGAAUAACACUAACCACGGUGUAUAUGCAUCUCACAACUCCUAUCAGCCGGUCCAAAUAGAUGACUGCAAGUCUUUCAGCAUUCUGUAAGGAAUCCCGCUGCAGCUAAUUAUUAUCUGUCCGGUGGUGGGUACAUUUCUGUGAAUUCGGAUAUAAAUUGUGCUGUUAAAAUAUCAAACUACCUGGAUUCUCUGCUCCAAACCAUAAACAGUUUAGUAAGCACUGGUUAAUGCAUUUUGACUGUGCCUUGGUUCAAUAGUUAGUUGUUCCUGAUAAUUGC